CACUAAAAUCCGCAUGUCUUUUUACUUGAAAAGGAUUACGGAUAAAUCCGCCGCUUUUUCUUUUCUCAGCCAUUUCUCAAGGUUGUAAAAAUCAUUUCAAGUGUCUUCUACGUCUAUGUAAAAGCUCAAAAAUAUAGAAUUAUCAAGAUUACAAGUAGCUUACUUGCCCCUUUAUAAAAUUUGAAUAGAUUUUUUAUGUGUAGUAGUUUCUUAACGAUAUUGUGGUUUAGUUUUAGUGUAAGUGAUCUACUUUUAAAAGAAACACCUCGUUCCUACUGUGCGUGAAUAUAGCUUCCACAGAUGAUCUUAGCUAUCAAUUUCAAAUCAAAGAAACUUAUGAAAAGGGAAGAACGUAUUCUUAUAUAAUGUUCCAGUGACGACGUCCAGGCGCCAGCAUUUUAUGAUAGAAGUCAUCAGUUCGAAGCUCGUUGCGGCGGGCGCGCGCGGGGGGCGCGCUUUCGCCGCCGCGGGCAGGCAUGGAGAGACUCCGCCGGUCUUUCCGCGAGUCGUUCCGGCGGCGCAAGGGCUCCCCGCCGGAAUCCGCGCGCCCGCACCAAUGGCACGCCGACGAAGCCGCCGUCAGGGCGGGCACGUGCACCUUUCCCGUCAAGUACCUUGGUUGCGUCGAGGUCUUCGAGUCGCGGGGCAUGCAAGUGUGCGAGGAGGCACUUAAAGUACUUAGGAAUUCCCGAAGACGCCCAGUUAGGGCGGUUCUACACGUUAGCGGAGAUGGACUACGCGUUGUGGAAGAAGAAACUAAGGGGCUCAUUGUUGAUCAGACCAUUGAGAAAGUGUCUUUCUGCGCGCCCGAUAGAAAUCAUGAAAGAGGAUUUAGCUACAUCUGCCGCGACGGGACAACCCGGCGGUGGAUGUGCCACGGCUUCCUGGCGUCGCGGGACAGCGGCGAGCGACUGUCCCACGCGGUGGGCUGCGCCUUUGCCGCUUGUCUGGAACGCAAGCAGCGCCGGGACAAGGAGUGUGCUGUUAGCAUGAGCAUCGACGCCGCCAGCCAUGCCUUCACUAGGCAGGGAUCCUUCCGAAAGUCUGGUAUAACCGCCCGUCGCAGCUCGGAAGCGGACGCGUCACCCGUUAGCGGAGUGGGCGUGUCUCCCGCCCCCGUGUCCAAGCCGGCGCCCCAUAACCCCUUCGCGGUAGAAAGGCCCCACGCGGCGCCCCACUUGCUGGAGAGACAAGGCUCGUUCAGGGGCUUCGCGCAUCUUAACAAUAGUUCCCCGUUCAAGCGGCAGAUGUCGCUGCGCAUCAGCGAGCUGCCGUCCAACCUGGAGCGCGCGCGCGCCGGGCUCGCCUCGCCGCCGCGCGCGCAGCCGCUGCCCGCGCCGCCCGCGCUGUUGGCCAAGCCCGAGCAACCGCCCGCUGAGAACUCAAUCACCUCUCUCGGCUCGAUGAGCGAAGACCCAGUGGCGGCGAUGUGCCAGCAACUAUCGCUCGGUCUCCGCGCGCUCGCCGAGGCCGAGGCCGAGCCGGUGCCCGUCCGGGCGGCCGCCGCGCUGCCGCAUCCGGACGCGUGGCUCGGACGCGUGGCGCGCGCGCCGCCGCUCGCCGCCGCCGGACGCGCCGCCAGCUACGCCGGACACCACUCCACCAACCCCUUCCUGGCGCCCGCGCCCGCCCCCGCUCCCCUCUAAAUAGGUGACACCUGACCGCUUGAACGUGAAGUUCUUGAUAGUAAUUUCGACGAAGCAAUGGGAAUGUUGGCAUCUGUAAAUCUAUUGAUUCCGUCUCCUGGUAGUCAUUUGUGGCCGGCUAGGGACAACUCAUCGUUUGAAGACGGAAAAGUCCAGCUCUGGAUUAAAUUUUGUGUGGCCCGUAAGCCGUAGCGUAAAGUGAAGAUCCUUGAAGCAGUAAUGCUUCAGUUGUCGAUAACUACUGCGCAUUGGAAAUUCUGGCACCCGUAAAUUGAUAGUAGCCGCAACUUAAUUUGAGAAUAAAAAAGACCGCUUGAAGCCAUAAUACUUCAGCUUUUGAUGGAAACAACGAAGCAUUGGGAAUAAGUGAAUCCAUAUUAAAUCCAGUUCCUAUUUCAAAUGUACACGAUACAUGGGUGAAGUCAAUCGAGUCUUGUAUGGAAUUUUAUUAUUGUGUGCUGGGUAUUCAUAUGAAGAUUAAAACGUCCAAUAUUUAAUUAUACAGUCGUUAUGCUGAUUAUGGUGACACUUCAACAGAAAGAUUUCCAAGGAAGAACAUUAAUCACGUAUUGUCUGAUCUAAGCAGUAAGCAUAAAUAUCUGGAAAUUAGCGCUUAUAAUGUGGCUUGGAUAUUGGAAAUUCUCAAUUUGAGUUACUGCAAAUAGUACCUGAAAAAGUGCUUGUAAAUAUAUUUUUCUAAAUGGUGUACGAUUGCAGUGUUACAAAAAUGUGUUGUCAUUAACCUCGAAAAUUAAAUGUUUGAUAUGAUUAAAUAGUUAUGUCGUAAUCAACAAAAUAUUUAUUCUAUUAAAAUUAUUUCCCAAUCAAAAUAUUGGGACUAAAAUUGCAAUGGCUUUGACGUACGUAGUAACAACGAAGAACGUGAGUUUGUACUUAAAUAUUUAAUCGUUCUGAUAAUCCCAUUAUUGUUGUUAGGUAUUAAAAUCGACGAAUAAAUAGUGAUGCCGUCGUUGCUCACUUAUUUAUGUAUAUCACCUGUGAUUAUACAUAAGAGAGUGACUAUAUUGUCCUCUGGACAUGUUUUAAAAUGUUAAUCCAAUUUCUGCGCACUUGUUGUUAGCAUAGAGGCGCUACGCUGUCAGUAUUGUGUCGCGUCGCUCGGCCGCUAGAGUUCCUACGACGAACACUAAAUGGUGCGACACCCGCGUUGGUCGGGCGACGAUGACGCAUCAAGUGUGUUUAUGCCAUUUUACGCAUAGUCCGCACUUGAAUGUAUUAAUAUAAUGUAUAUUUAUGUACGUAUAUACAAAAAUCCCUUGCCAGGAAGAAAAAUAUUCAACGGAUUUGUGGAGGAAACUUAUUUAUUGAGAAAUAUACUUAAUUAUUUGUUAAUAGAUGAGUGUGAGUUUAUUGAAAAUUGCGGCGUCUGUUGUUUGAUUCAAACACAUUGAAAGUAUCGGUUGUAUUUAGAUUGAAUUGUUUGUAUGUAAUACAUGAAAAGUAAAGCACAAUUUUUUCAAGCUACCUACUAGUUAAGAACGUAUCUCAGCCACUAAAUCCUAACAUCGAAACAUGCAUAGCGAAUAACAUAAAGAUACGCUAAAACUGGCAUGUUAAAAUAGACAACAGUUAUGGAAGGAAGUAUCAUUAGAUACGUUCAUCACGGGCUUGAAUACUAUUCUAGCUUCUAACAUUAUUUAUAUAUCGUUAGGUAAAAAUAUAAUUCAGCUUACGUGCAUGUAGUUGUACUUUAUAAACUCGCACUGUGCUUCUGCGUUGCACAUCGCCCGCGUAGGCUGUCGUGUCCGCGGAACAUUCGUCCAUGCAGUAUUACUUCGUGCCGGGCGCCUCGUAAACGCGUGGAAACAUUAAAUGAACAAUGCAGUAUUUUAUUAUUGUUAAACAAUUACGUAAUUGUAUCAUAGGGUUUUGGACAUAUUUUUUCCUUUUGUAUAUAAUUGUAAAUUUGUAGGAUAUUUACUUGUGUACCCUUCGUGGAUCUGUUUUUUAUACUUUUUUUAUUAAUAGCGAUUAACUUUAGGGUGGUUUUCGGGUCGAACAAAUGAUAAUGUUUCUUAUCUUACGUCUGUUCACUGUAGUAGAUGGUGUACUUGUUGUUUUCAAAUAAGUAUCUAUGUUUAUGUUACAUUUAUUUUGUUAUUGGUUUUAUCGAUGUCUAUUGACAAAAGUAUUUUACAUAUUGUUCAAAACCAGACAACAAUAACUAACUUGGUCCGUCUUAAAUUCAUUAGUCCUUAUUUGAAUGUUUCAUAAAAAUAACUUCAGUAUAAAUCCGUCAAUAAUUUAUUUAAUUUUUACAUUCCAGUUUACUGCAAAUGUAUAUUGGUGAUAGUAUAGUGGAACUAAACAAUGAUCGCAUAUCACUAGCUAGCCUUGCAUAAAUGUAUAAUGAAUAUUAUAUCGCACGCGUGUACUUACAUUUGUAACAGUUUGUAAAAUAUAGUACUUAAUAAAAUGUACCUUACUAAGAAGCAUUGCGUAAUGUAUCUCGCGCCUUUUAUCUACUUACUGAGAUCUCCGUAAUAUUGGGAAUGUACUUAAAAAUAUUUCCUCUUAUAGAAAAUUAUUGAUGUUGUGAAAAUGUAUUAUUAUUACUCGUUAACAGUGGCACAUUAUCCGUAUGAUUAAAUUGACAUUAUAUUUAUUAAAAAGAAUACAAAAUGACUUCACUCUCUGCCAUUCUGCUAUUUAUUCAAACAUAUUUUUGACUAUAUUAUACUUACUAGCUCAUCAGAUUUAAAAUGAUGAUCAGAGAUAAUAAAAAUAUAUUUCUUAAAUCUUAUCAUCAAUACCAGAGGUUUUCGAGUAAUAAAAUUAUUAUGUGAUAUCUGUCUACUGAAUUAUCCGACAUUAGAAAUGUAUAAUGCACUCUUAUAUUUAAAAGCACCAUAUUUUGUGAAUAUUAUGUCUGUUACAUAAAAAGUACAUUAAGUUAGGUUCUUCGGUAAGCUAAAUCCGAACGUGUACUUAUAAUGAAAAAGAAUAUUAAUGUUACGACUUGGUUUUACAAUAAAUCGAUAUUGUGGGAAAAAGUACUUAAUUUAGAACCAAAAUCAUGUCGUUCAAAAAAUUCGUUGAAUGUUAUUGUAUAUUCUUUCUACAGUGAUUUUAUCUUUGUCUAAAGCGUGUAAAUACCUACGCGAAUUGUA
This is a messenger RNA of Ostrinia furnacalis (Asian corn borer), 4777 nucleotides long. RefSeq names its product NUMB endocytic adaptor protein (gene numb). Bases 477 to 1646 code for a protein of 389 amino acids. NCBI's taxonomy places the organism in Eukaryota, Metazoa, Arthropoda, Insecta, Lepidoptera, Crambidae. The record is from RefSeq and is a predicted model, not a curated record. Gene Ontology annotation, cellular component: cytoplasm. The transcript has 7 exons.